UUCAUCCCUCUUCUCGAUGGUUCGUCUGCUCGUCAUGUUCCGGCUGAGGGCACGUCUUCACAGGUCCGCGGGAAACUCGCACCAAGGAGCUUCUCCGACGAAGAACUCAUCAAGCAUCUUCGUGACUCGGACUUUUGCAACGACUUCUCCAGCCGGCUCGACGACAAGGAUGAGCCUUUGCCGUCGUGGGAAAUCGAUUCCAUGCAGUCUUUUCGCGAGUCUGCUGCUGCUGAGGGAGAGCGUUUUGACAGCUCAACGUUUGAAGUAUACGAGGUUGGGCAGGAUGAUAGGCCUGUCAAGACGACCUUGGAUGUUGAUGUCCAAGGCUUCGUCAGAUAUGUUGGCGAAGAGCCGCCAGAGUCGCCCGAGUUUAUCGUCGAUGCGCCGAUUGUUUGGGAGUCUAUCAAGGAAGUCAACUUUGGCGGCCAGGCUGUUGGUCGGAUCACCAUCGUCCAAGAGCCGACGCCACUUAUGCUCGCCGCCCUACAUCUCACCAUGUCGCCUCACUUCGACAUGACGGAGCUCCUUCACCACCUCCUCUCCGACGACCCCAACGGCGGCCGAACCCACGCCUUCAUGCAUCGAGCCUACGAGCGAUCUCCAUCUUCAUCAGCUUAUGCAUCUUCAGCAUCUCCCAUGCUGUCCCCCCUAAACAUAUCCAACAACAUAAAGGGCGGCGGCACAUCGUCAUUCUCUUCCUCCUCUCAUCUCCGCCAACGAUCCUUCUUCUUCGUCUUCAAAUACUACACCCUCGUCCCUAAAGAUCUUGACCCGGCCCCCUGGCAGCUCUACGAAAGACGCCCUUCGGACAAACGCCUCGACGACCACAUCGACAUUGCCGAAUGCGGCUCCAUCCUUGCCCUCUCUCUAGAAGGCGAGCCAACCAAGACGCUCAAAAUGCGGCCUCGCAGAGAGCGCGCCAAGGAAGGCUUCCUCUUCGACACAUUCGGGCCCUGGCACCUCCUCAGCAUCCAGAGCUUCCCCGACGACGAACACACAGUCAGGGGCGACGACUUCCAGGAGCUCAAAAGAUUCUGCAACGGCCCGUACGCCUUCCUAGAGCUCCUGAUAACAGAGUACCGCGACGCCGGCAAAAGGAACCAGAUCCUCCACGAGCGCAUCACCAAGCUCAUCACGCCUCCCACGGAAUUCAUGUUCAACCACCACCUCCGCGACAAGCUCCUCUUCGAAGACAAGCACUUCACCUACAUCCGCCGCUACUUCUGGGCCUACAACACCCUCGCCGUCAUAAACACCGGCAUCAAGGCCAUGAUCGCCGCCUACGUCGACACCUUCACCGACGACUUCUGGGCCGGCACGCAUCCGCUGCUGUGGCCGCACCCUUCGCCGCCGCAGUCCCCCGAGGCAAUGGACUAUGCCGCCAAGAUGGCUGUCUUGCGGAGGGAGCUGGAUAAGGUCGUGAGUGACCUGAGUGAGGUGCUGAAGCGGAAUGAGCGCACGCGAAAGGAGAUUGAGAAUCUGAGGGAUCAGCUGUUUAGCGGGAGUUCGAUCAAGGAGAGCAGACGGGCUAUCGAUCAGGGGGAUAAUAUCCGCAUUCUGACUGUGAUUAGCAUGCUCUUUUUGCCUCUUACGUUUGUAACUUCCGUCUUCGGCAUCACAGAGCUCCAUAUCCCCGUAACAGACUGGCGCUUCCCCGUCACAAUGGUCCUCGUCGGCGUCCCCUUCAUCAUCCUCCUCUACCUCAUCCAAACCCGGCCCUUUGUCCAGUGCAUCCAAAAGAUUCACGAGUUAUCUCUCUCGCUCCUCCAUCUACUCGUCCGUCUCUUCGGCUUCUUACCCCGUCUCUUUCGCGAGCUGCACUCUUCUACUUCUAGAGAUGCCCGGUCUGUAUCUGCGCUUUCGCCG
Trichoderma atroviride IMI 206040 is the source of this 1866-nucleotide messenger RNA. RefSeq lists its product as uncharacterized. The record is from RefSeq and is a predicted model, not a curated record. Gene Ontology annotation, biological process: transmembrane transport; metal ion transport. NCBI's taxonomy places the organism in Eukaryota, Fungi, Ascomycota, Sordariomycetes, Hypocreales, Hypocreaceae. Gene Ontology annotation, cellular component: membrane. Gene Ontology annotation, molecular function: metal ion transmembrane transporter activity.